Staurois parvus is the source of this 1041-nucleotide messenger RNA. Lineage: Eukaryota; Metazoa; Chordata; Amphibia; Anura; Ranidae. The record is from the annotation of a GenBank genome assembly.
AUGGAGCGGCCCAGCCUGGGGCAGAUCAUCCUCCUGGCCUCCAGUUCCGCCAUCACCGCCAUCUUCUACACGGUGUACCGCCACAAGUACCGCACCGCGCAGACGCUGAAGGGAGCCAAGAAAAUCUCUCUGGACCACGACUUGCAGAACAUCCUCAUGGACCUUCCCGGGAAGUGCGUCCCGUACGCCGUCAUUGAAGGGGUGGUGCGAGCCGCGAAGGAUUCCCUCACCAGUCAGUUUAUGGACAACUAUAAAGGUGUGAUCCACAGACUGUCCCUGAAGGAGCACAAGAUGGUGUGGAACCGAACCACGCACCUCUGGAACGACCACGAGAAGGUCAUCCACCAGAGAACCAACACGGUGCCCUUUGACCUCACCCCGGAGGACGCCGAUGCAGGGGACCUCGCCGUCCGAGUCAUGAAGCCUUUAGAAGCCACCGAGUUGGACUUGGAGACCGUCUACGAGAAAUUCCACCCCACCGUGCAGUCCUUCACCAACGCCCUGGGACACCUCCUGACCGGCGAGCGCCCCAAGGGGGUCCAGGAGACGGAGGAGAUGCUGAGGAUCGGGGCGACGGUGACGGGGGUGGGCGAGCUCGUCUUGGACAAUAAGACCAUCAAACUCCAGCCCCCCAAGGCCGGCAUGCAGUACUACCUGAGCAAGCUGGACUUCCAGUCCUUGGUGCAAAGACAAGAGUCUCAGGUCCGCGUGUGGAAGGUGCUGUGCCUGCUGUGCGGCGUGGCCACCUGCGUCACCCUCUUCUUCAUCCUGAGACGCCACUACAAGCAGUACAAGGAGAAGCGGCGCCUCAAGAGGCUCCAGCGGGAAUUCGAAGAUGCGAGGGCGAGGCUGGGAGACGACGCGGCGGAGGAGGCCCGCAACACCUGCAUCAUCUGCCUGGCCAACCAGAAAUCCUCCGUCUUCCUGGAGUGCGGCCAUGUCUGCUCCUGCUACCAGUGCUACCAGGCUCUGCCCUCGCCCAAAAAGUGCCCCGUGUGCCGGAACGCCAUUUCUAGGGUGGUUCCGUUAUACAACAGCUGA